This is a messenger RNA of Aspergillus glaucus CBS 516.65, 903 nucleotides long. RefSeq lists its product as uncharacterized. NCBI's taxonomy places the organism in Eukaryota, Fungi, Ascomycota, Eurotiomycetes, Eurotiales, Aspergillaceae. The transcript has 2 exons. The coding region runs from base 293 to 757 and encodes 154 amino acids. The record is from RefSeq and is a predicted model, not a curated record.
AGGUUAUACUAGGCGCCUGGGGAAAUUCUGAGAAAACAUGAUAAGUUUCGGUGGAUUGUUUCGUUUUUUUUUUUUGGGGGGGGGGGGGGGGAGGAGGGGGGGUUCUUUUUCUGCCGUUGUUGUAUAUAUUAUUUGGCUUCUUUCUAGACAGUGACAUGGCGCUGGUGAGAGGAAUGGCAUGAAACCUGUCUGUUUGCAGAGGAUUUGAUUUGAUGAAUUGCUGCGACUGUUUCUUCAUGAUUGUAUCGAUUAGACUAAUAAAAAAGAAAUCAAAAAGUCUUGAUGAGCCCAAAUGAAAUCGACUACGUACAUGCCCUAUAAGGCGGCUGCCCGGUGCUCCUUCCUGUUGUCAUUCACUACCCAUCCUUGGUUUGUUCUGUUCAUCAACACUCUUCGACCUUACGACUUCUCUCCUUCCAUUCCAUCGCCGUCUUUGUUCUCUCAUGUACAAUCCAGAAAGAUGGAGAAUCACCGACUGAAGACCAAGCACGCGGACGACCUCUUCCAUCGAGGAACACCUGACUUCAACAACCUAGAGAUUCGAAGCACAUGGAACGGCAAAGUUGAUGAGCCUGCGGAUCUCCAAAUCUCGCUCGAAGUACCUUCCUUUUCCUCGUCGUUGCUGGUUAGCCAUCUACUAACCACUUCACUCGCCCAUACAGGUCAAAUGCACCCCGAACACGCAGCUUCCCAUCCUAAGCCUCCGACCGUCGUAUAUAUCUUUCGUCAGGACGUCCGUUCGCUGUAUCUCCGAUGAGAACACGAAUGAACAGUUGACAAGCCCUCCUCGAAGUCCGUUGUUCGCGUUCUCUGCUCCAGUUUCUGAUGAUGAUGACGGUAACCAGGGCUCUGUUUACGAUGAAUGCUGGGAAGAGAAUGGACCGUCGGGUUUGUCGGUUAUAC